Messenger RNA from Priapulus caudatus, 675 nucleotides. RefSeq names its product C-Maf-inducing protein-like. Lineage: Eukaryota; Metazoa; Priapulida; Priapulimorpha; Priapulimorphida; Priapulidae. The transcript is spliced from 5 exons. The annotation marks the transcript as partial. The record is from RefSeq and is a predicted model, not a curated record.
CACUGUAAGAACAGUCCGCGGUCGAACCUCGUCAUAGAGAUGUUCACGCCCGUCGUACAGCGCAUCCUCAAGCACAACAUGGACUUUGGGAAGUACCCGCGCAUGCGCAUGUUCGUGCAGGACUACAUUCUGGCGCUGAAUUCACAGAACGAAGGUCUCAAGGUUGUUCAGAACUUCGUCACGAGCAUGCACGGCCCGGCGAGCACGUGCCCUCAUCCACGAGUGUUGCCAAAUCUAGUCUCUGUGUGUCUCUCUGCCAUCUACUCAUGCUUCGAGGAACGGCAGAGAGAGUUGAGCACGUUGUGCGGUCCGGUGCUGUGCGGCGGAGGUGGCGCCCCCUGUGUCGGCGACAAGAACUCGCUCAAUCGCUCGCUGCAGGAUCUCGAGGAGAAAGUUCAGUGUUUCGCCGCCAUCUUCAGCACCAUGUGCGUGUUCGAGGACUGGCGGCCGGGACUAGGAAGUCUCCUGCAGCCGAUCCCGUUCCCUGACGAGGCGCUAUCGCACGACAAGCUGCUCGCAUACCUGCGUGACGUCACGGCCCAGCUGGCGGCCGACCCGCGCUGUGCAGUGCACCUGUCACUGCUCGGAAUACGAGAGAACAAGGAAGGAUGGUUCCAGCUGUUCUGCCCCGGAGGAUUGUGCGCCAACGACGAGGGAGACACCUUCCUAGCCAUG